Molecule: messenger RNA, 6291 nt
Organism: Menidia menidia (Atlantic silverside)
Lineage: Eukaryota; Metazoa; Chordata; Actinopteri; Atheriniformes; Atherinopsidae
Source: the annotation of a GenBank genome assembly
GGAAAUGUCGCGUGACUUGCUGUGGUCUCGAGCGCUUUGGGCACAUAUUCUGGGCGGAAGAGCGGAUGCUGCUAACUGUUGUAGCUCGACAAAAGGGAGGACGCUGAAUUCCGUUGGGAAGCUGUAGAUCAUCGCCAGGUUGUUUCCUGUGGAUCUCUCGCUGUUGUCUUUGUAGGUUACGGUGUCACCUCUGGGAUGAAUCCACUUGGCUCCCGCACCCCUGUGGAUUUAAACGAGCCUGGGAUGUGAACGGAGGAGAAAACAAGCAUCGGCUUGCACUGGCUUUCCUGCGGGAUUCUGCCAAGGGUUUUUUUUGUUGUUUUUUUGUUUUUUUUCCCCCUCCUUCCCGUGGACAUGCCUGGUCUAUGGAACAAAGCUAUUAGGGGCUAGCCGGUCGACAGUCCGGCUAGCGCGACAUUUCAAGGGGUUUUAGAUGAUCUUUCAGCAAAGGAGCUGAUUUUAUUUUGGACCGGCGCCGCUUUCCCUUCCUGGAGUAAGGAGUCAGCAUGGGGGAGCCCAGCCUGGACGACUCCAAUGUCAAGGUGGCUGUGCGUGUACGGCCCAUGAACAGGAGAGAGAAGGAAUUGAACACAAAAUGCGUUGUGGAAAUGGCGAAGAACCAGACGAUCCUUCACCCUGCCGGAGGUAACCUUGGGAAAGGAGACUCCAGGAGUCAGUCCAAGGUCUUUGCUUAUGAUUAUUGCUUCUGGUCCAUGGAUGAGACGGAUAAGGAAAAUUUUGCUGGUCAGGAGGUGGUGUUCCAGUGCCUUGGGGAAAGUCUUCUCCACAAUGCCUUUCAGGGCUACAAUGCCUGUAUCUUUGCCUAUGGACAAACUGGCUCGGGAAAGUCGUACACCAUGAUGGGCUCAGGGGACCAGCCUGGCCUGAUUCCUCGCCUGUGCAGUGCUUUGUUCGAGCGAACCCAAAAGGAACAGCGGGAGGACGAGAGCUUCACUGUUGAGGUGUCCUACAUGGAGAUCUACAACGAGAAGGUCCGAGACCUGCUGGACCCCAAAGGGGGUAGGCAGACACUGAGGGUGAGGGAGCAUAAAGUUUUGGGACCCUAUGUUGACGGCCUAUCCCGGCUGGCAGUGGCCAGCUACAAGACGAGCGGUGAGAAAGUGAGCCGUCUGAGUCUGGUGGACCUGGCCGGAAGUGAGCGAGCAGCCAAAACUGGAGCAGCAGGAGAACGUCUGAAGGAGGGGAGCAACAUCAACAAGUCCCUAACUACACUCGGUCUGGUGAUCUCUGCACUGGCUGAACAGGGAACCGCCAAGAACAAAACCAAGUUUGUUCCCUACAGAGACUCGGUCCUAACAUGGCUGCUGAAGGACUGCCUGGGGGGAAACAGCCGCACGGCCAUGGUCGCGACGGUCAGCCCAGCGGCAGACAACUACGAGGAGACCCUGUCCACGCUGCGCUACGCUGACCGGGCAAAGAGCAUCGUCAACCAUGCCGUCGUUAACGAAGACCCCAACGCUCGCAUCAUCAGGGAGCUCAGGGAGGAGGUGGAGAAGCUCCGAGUGCAGCUGACCCAAGCAGAGUCUUUAAAAGCUCCAGAAUUGAAAGAUCGUCUGGAAGAGUCUGAAAAGUUAAUCCAAGAAAUGACCAUCACCUGGGAAGAGAAGUUACGCAAAACGGAGGAGAUUGCACAGGAGCGUCAGAAGCAGCUGGAGAGUCUGGGUAUUUCUCUGCAGUCUUCAGGGAUCAAAGUUGGAGAUGAUAAGAGUUUUCUUGUCAACCUUAAUGCUGAUCCUGCCCUUAAUGAGCUGCUUGUGUACUACCUGAAGGACCACACCAAAGUGGGCUCCGUGGACUCCCAGGACAUCCAGCUGUGUGGAAUGGGUAUCCAGGCAGAGCACUGCGUCAUUGACAUCACAGCAGAGUCAGCAGUCAUCCUCACCCCCUACCCCAAUGCACGGACAUGUGUUAACGGGUCUCCAGUAACCAGCGGUUUACAGCUUCACCACGGCGACAGAAUCCUGUGGGGAAACAACCACUUCUUUAGGAUCAAUUUGCCAAAGCGGCGAUCGCGUGCAGCGGAGGAUGAGGAGGGGGAAGGUGGUGUGAUGAAGAGCAGUAGCAGCAGUGAGCAACUGGAUGCAGACGGCGACACCGCCAGCGAAGUGUCCAGUGAGGUCAGCUUCUCCUACGAGUUCGCGCAGACCGAGGUCAUGAUGAAGGCCCUGGGCAACAACGACCCAAUGCAGGCCGUCCUCCAGUCCCUGGAGAGGCAACACGAGGAGGAGAAGCGCUCGGCUCUGGAGCGGCAGAGGCAGAUGUACGAGCAAGAGCUCCAGCAGCUGCGGAAGAAGCUCAACCCAGACCGCGUGUCCAUGGGUCAGUCAGGAGGACAAAUGUCAGGCCAGCAAGGAUCGGCUCAACAGUCGCACUACCGCAGCCUUGAGAGACUCAGCAUGGGAGGCAUGAGCCACUCGGCUAGCGCUCAGAGCAGGCUGAGGCAGUGGAGUGAGGACAGGGAGGCGGUGUUUGUGAGGAGUCUUCGGAGGCUGAGGGAGCAGAUCGUGAGGGCAAACCUCCUGGUGCAAGAAGCCUGCUUCAUCUCCGACGAGCUGGAACGCCACACCGAGUACAAAGUGACCCUUCAGAUCCCGGCCGACAACCUCAACGCCAACCGCAAGAGGGAUGCGGUGCUCAGCGAACCGGCGAUCCAGGUCCGACGACGGUGUAGAGGGAAGCAGAUCUGGAGUUUGGAGAAGAUGGAGAACCGUCUGGUGGACAUGAGGGAGCUCUACCAGGAAUGGCAAGAAUAUCACCUGCAUCAUCAGGACAACCCUGUGAGAACGCCACCAUGUGCCCACCUCGGCUCACUGGAGUCUUGUUCCUUCUCUAAAACUCCGCUCGCUCUCCAGGUGAUGCGCUCAUAUUUCCGUCGAGCGGAUCCCUUCUUUGACGAGCAAGAAAACCACAGCCUGAUCGGCGUCGCCAACGUCUUCCUCUCCUGUUUGUUCUACGACGUCAAGCUGCAGUACGCGAUUCCAAUCAUCAACCAAAAGGGAGAGGUGGCGGGACGGUUGCACGUGGAGGUGGUGAGGGUCGCCGGGGGCCUGGAAGACAACAUGGCCGGAGGAGAUGAAGCUGACAACAACCAGGACUCUGAAGUUGAGGAUCGAAAACUAGUCUGCAUGAUUAAGAUUUUGCAAGCCACUGGACUACCUCAGUACCUUUCCAACUUCGUCUUCUGCCAGUAUUCUUUCUGGGACCAGGCUGAGCCCUUCAUCGUGGCUCCUGAGGUCGAUACCUCGUCCUCGUUGUCCAGCUCCAAGGACCCUCAUUGCAUGGUGGUGUUUGACAGCUGCAAGGAACUCGCAGUGUCCAUAACGGAGGAUUUCAUUGAGUACCUCACAGAGGGGGCCGUCGCCAUCGAGGUGUACGGACACAGGCAAGCUGACGCAGGGAGAAACCCGGCCCUGUGGGACCUCAGCAUCAUCCAAGCCAAGACGCGCACACUGCGAGACAGGUGGAGUGAGGUCACGCGGCGCUUGGAGCUAUGGAUCCAAAUCCUGGAGAUAAAUGAGAACGGAGACUUUGUCCCUGUGGAGGUGGUUCCAGCCAGAGAUGUGCGGACCGGGGGGAUCUUCCAGCUUCGGCAGGGUCAGUCGAGACGGAUCCAGGUCGACGUGCGCUCUGUUCAGGACUCGGGCACAAUGCCCCUCAUAGCGGAAAUCCUGCUUGCGGUGUCGGUGGGCAGCGUGGAGAUCACGACCGCCACAGCCAACCAGGAAGGAGACGAGAUGGACAGUUAUCAGGAGAGAGAUCUGGAACGUUUACGGCGGCAGUGGUUGGCCGCUCUCACCAAGAGACAGGAAUACCUGGACCAGCACCUGCAGAGCCUGGUUAGCAAAGCAGAAAAAACAGAGGAUGACAUGGAGAGGGAGGCCCAGCUGCUGGAGUGGCGCUUGACUCUGACAGAGGAGAGAAAUGCAGUCAUGGUGCCCUCUGCUGGCAGCGGCAUCCCCGGAGCUCCGGCCGAAUGGGUUCCUCUGCCUGGCAUGGAGACACACAUCCCUGUCCUCUUCCUGGACCUCAAACCUGACGACCUUAGCUCUCAAGAUCAGUUUGAGGUGCCCGAGGCCGGAGGUUGGGACGCCAUCUUGAGCGGAGAAGAUGAAGAUGACUUCUUUGACUUACAGAUUGUCAAACACUACGAUGGAGAGGUGAAAGCGGAGGCGUCCUGGGACUCCACUGUCCACGAGUGUCCCCAGCUCAGCCGUGGAGGGGCCUGGCCAGAGCAGCGCGUCUACCUGACGAUCCGGGUGGUGGUUCAGCUCAGCCACCCAGCCGACAUGCAGCUGGUGCUGAGAAAGAGGAUCUGCGUCAACGUCAACCCGGGCCGCCAAGGCUUCGCCCACAACUUCCUCAGGAGGAUGUCCACCCGAAGCACCAUACCCGGCUGCGGCGUCACCUUCGAGGUGGUGUCCAACAUUCCCGAAGACGCUCCAGGCUCUGAGGACAGAGAGAUGCUGGCCCGGGUCGCUGCAAGUGCACAAAACAGCCAGUCGGCCGACAGCGAAGCAGCUAUUGAGAAAUAUCUGCGUAGUGUAAUGAGUCUGGAGAACAUCCUGACUUUGGACAGACUCAGACAGGAGGUGGCAGUGAAGGAGCAGCUAGCAGGAAGAGGGAGGAGUAACAGACGGAGUUUAAGCUCUCCUUCUGUACACAGGCUGUCAGGAAGCAGACAGGACCUGUCCACGACCUGCCUGCUGGACGAUAAGGGACGUUGGGAGAGUCAGCAGGACAUCUUCACACCCUCUCAGUUCCAGCGCACCCUCCCGCGUCCAGCCUCCUCCCCGUCCACCUACUCCACCUCCCCGACUUCUUCCCCUACUCCUUUUGCCUCUGGCCCCCCACAGCCGAGCCAGGACCCAGAACAAGGUCGUUCAGGGCUUGCUGCCUCUUAUCUUUCAGUUAAAGCCCUGGUUCCUCAGAUGCCCAAACUGCUCAAGUCUCUGUUUCCGGCGCGUGACGAGAAGAAGGAGCUCAGACCUUCGCCGCACAACCAGCAGCAGCACGUACCACGCAUCGUGACAUCAUCAGGCGGGGACGACGGCAGGGCCAAGCCCGAGACGGCGGCUGUCCUACGGCCGCCGGCCAAAGACAGACGGACAGAUUUUCCGGAGGUCCCUCCUCUUCCUGUGCAUGACCCGCAUGACAUCACCCCCCUCAGCCCCCUCAGCCAGUCAUCAAGCGGUUAUUUCUCCACUAGCGUUUCUACGGUAACCCUGUCUGACGUCCUCCAACCCUCCUCCUCGUCCUCCUCUCUGCUGGGUGCUGAGACCACGCUCCAUGCGAACCCUCAGCCACAGGGCGCUGAUAGGAACGAUGUUGUGACCUCUCCUCCUCAGUGUGGCGCCAAGACGGCGGCCAUGGCCCCACCUUCUUCCCACAGCUCAGCCAAUCACAACAAUGCCCCGGCAGAGCUCUCCGCCUCCGACCAGAGGCUGGUCAACUCAGGUGGGGGCGAAGGGCUCGACAGGCUGGAGAUCCUUGCCGACGAAGAGGAGCGCAGUCACGACGACGUGCUGCCCGACUGGCUGACCGAAGGGUCGCACGUCACAAUAGGAAGCAAUAAGGCGGGAAUGGUGCGCUACGUGGGAGCCACACACUUUGCUGGAGGGGUUUGGGUGGGAGUGGAGCUGGAUACUCCUGUAGGUAAGAACGACGGCUCGGUGGGAGGGCAUCGGUAUUUCCAGUGUAAACCCGCUCACGGCGUGCUCGUCCGCCCCAGUCGGCUGUCCAGCAGCAAUCGGACCGCCCAGCCGGCCGGGGAGCUCCCCCCCCCCCCCCCCCCCCCCCCCUUCCGAGGAGAGUCCAGCGCAGCGCGUCGGCCGGAGCACCGCAAGUCCUGGAGCAGCUGAGACGGGGAAACCAGGAUCAGGGCGGGAGAGAUGAGCUCCCCGCUGUCCUCCUUCGUGUCUCUCCUCCCAGCUAUGCAACAGGUCCCACGCAUCAAAACCGACCUACCGCCCGACAGCUGCCGACAGCUGGGAAACACAUAGAAAAGUCGACAGAAGCAGAGGACAGAGACUUUUCAGAGAGGUUUUUCGAUCAUGCAGAGUUUCAAAAAUUCCGAGGAUGGAGCGUUUCGCUAUGCGCCGGGAUGCUAGGCAACGGCAGCCAGCGGGAAUGCCGAACAGGAGACAACAGAAGAAGAUUUGGGAACACAUUUGACCCGGCAGAGAUGACGCCCGAAAGGAUGUGACGAGCUGCAAACCCGACCCCAUUUUGAGGUCCCUGCUGAUUAUUUCCGUUAGCCGUCUGGCUAAAUUU